ACCAAGCAAACCGUUGAAAUGGAAGAAAUAUGCCGAGUUUGCUUGAAUAGGUCUGAGAUCAUGGUAAACAUAUAUCAAGGGACGCAGGAGUUUGGCAUUUCAAUAGCGAAAAUGAUUUCGGAAUCUACCGGCUUAAUAGUGAAAAAAGGGGACUCACUGCCCGAACUUAUUUGUCUGUCUUGCCGAGAGGAUGUCCAAAAUUCAUUCGAUAUUAGGAAAACGUACGAGAAGAGCCAUUACUUCUUCUGCCAAUUGAAGAAGAAGGUCAAGAGUCAGGAGCAGGCCUUGACAGAUGACAGCGAUACUGGUGAUCUGGAGCUUCCCUUCAAGUGUCCACAUUGUCCAAAGCGAUGCAGGCUGAAGUGCAAUCUAACGAAGCACAUAAGACUCCACUCUGACGAAAGACCUUAUAAGUGUGACCAGUGCCAGAAGUCGUUCAAGGACAGCAGUGCCCUGCAUAGGCACAUCCGCAUCCAUACGGGCGAGCGCCCUUUCAAGUGCCCCGAGUGCCCGCAAUCCUUCUCCUACUCCGGCUCUCUGAGGGACCACAUGCUGGGCCACUCCGGUGAGCGUCCCCACAAGUGUCCGCACUGCUCGACGUCCUUUAGAUGGCAGAAGCUCCUAACCAUCCACCUGCGCAGUCACACCGGGGAGCGCCCCUUUAAGUGCUCCCAGUGCUCGAAGGCAUUCUCAGCCCGAUCUACACUACAAAACCACAUGCGAACCCACACGGGAGAGCAACCCUACGAGUGUCCUCAGUGCCAGAGGUCCUUCAGCAUCAAGCAGAGGUUGCGGUUGCACAUGAAAACGCACGAGGAUUAAAUUUUAGGGACACUCGAUAGAAUGUCUUUUCCCUUUGGGGAGCACCCUCAAAAUGAUACAAUCCCUUGUUAAACCAUGUUUACUUAUAUCUUGUUUAUAUAAAAGCAAACUAGAAAUUGUUAAUAAAUAUCUGUACUU
Messenger RNA from Drosophila rhopaloa, 960 nucleotides. RefSeq names its product zinc finger protein 239-like. Gene Ontology annotation, molecular function: zinc ion binding; DNA-binding transcription factor activity, RNA polymerase II-specific; RNA polymerase II transcription regulatory region sequence-specific DNA binding. NCBI's taxonomy places the organism in Eukaryota, Metazoa, Arthropoda, Insecta, Diptera, Drosophilidae. The transcript is spliced from 2 exons. Gene Ontology annotation, cellular component: nucleus. Gene Ontology annotation, biological process: regulation of transcription by RNA polymerase II. Bases 19 to 822 code for a protein of 267 amino acids. The record is from RefSeq and is a predicted model, not a curated record.